UGCUGCCCUCACCCCCACCACGCCCAGCCCUUUCUGCCUCGUCAUCUCCUGCUCUGCGGAGGUUCGCCCGUGAGUGGGGCAGCCUAGGGUGUACGGGAUCGGGAGCCCCACCCCACGCUGCUGGGGGAGGGGCGAGAAACAUUGGGCGGAAUCCGCGUCCCACCAGCACCAGCUGAGCGCCGAAGAGGUCUGUGAGCCCCGCCCCUCCGUAGGACUCUGAGGGACCUUCAGUGGUGCCGGCUCAGGAGGGAGUGCUUGGCCAGGAAGAGUAGCGAUCUGAGGGGCGAGCUGACUUCUAGGGGCUACUGAGAAGCCUGAGGAGACUGAAAAGAAGUGGCUGGACGCACUGGAGGACGAGUCCUGAGCUGCGGAGCUGCUUGGCCAGCGGGGUUGAGCCCCUACUAUGGGCAACGCGCAGGAGCGGCCGUCUGAGACCAUCGACCGCGAGCGGAAACGCCUGGUGGAGACGCUACAGGCUGACUCGGGGCUGCUCCUGGACGCGCUGCUGGCGCGCGGCGUGCUCACCGGGCCCGAGUACGAGGCGCUGGACGCGCUGCCCGAUGCGGAGCGCAGGGUGCGCCGCCUGCUGGUGGUGGUGCAGGGCAAGGGCGAGGCCGCCUGCCAGGAGCUGCUGCGCUGCGCCCAGCGGACCGUGCGCGCGCCCGACCCAGCCUGGGACUGGCAGCACGCGGGCACUGGCUACCGAGAGCGCAGCUAUGACCCUCCUUGCCCUGGCCACUGGACGCCUGAGGCAGCUGGCUCAGGGGCCGCCUACCCUGGCUUGCCCAGAGCUACAAACUGCGACAAGGCAGGGGACCCUGAGGACUCAGCGACACAAUCUGGAACCCUCGAGGAGCACGAGCAGGAGCCGGAGCCGGAGCUGGAAGCUGAGGCAUCUGAAGGGGCUGAGCCAGAGCUGGAACCCCAAGCGGAUCCAGAACCAGAGCUAGAGGCUGAACCGGAGCCUGAACUGGAGCCUGAGCCAGAGCCAGAGCCUGACCCAGAACCGGAGCCAGAGCCAGAGCCUGACUACGACGCUGGGGAGGAGUCUGAAGAUUCCUGAAUGCCAAGAUGCUGACAAGCCCCUUCCGGUCCAAACCCAGUAAGACCUGGGUUCCUCCAGGUGGGUUCAGAUGCCACCACCAUGGCCCCCUCUGCCCCAGUACUGCUGGACAUUAAUAAACUUGGCAGGGUCCGCUUGGGCUCUCCCUGA
This is a messenger RNA of Condylura cristata (star-nosed mole), 1213 nucleotides long. It is a transcript of the gene NOL3, whose product is annotated as nucleolar protein 3 (apoptosis repressor with CARD domain). Gene Ontology annotation, biological process: negative regulation of release of cytochrome c from mitochondria; negative regulation of intrinsic apoptotic signaling pathway; negative regulation of extrinsic apoptotic signaling pathway. The record is from RefSeq and is a predicted model, not a curated record. The transcript is spliced from 5 exons. Gene Ontology annotation, cellular component: mitochondrion. Gene Ontology annotation, molecular function: death effector domain binding; caspase binding; death receptor binding. The coding region runs from base 404 to 1063 and encodes 219 amino acids. NCBI's taxonomy places the organism in Eukaryota, Metazoa, Chordata, Mammalia, Eulipotyphla, Talpidae.